Molecule: messenger RNA, 2597 nt
Organism: Chara braunii
Lineage: Eukaryota; Viridiplantae; Streptophyta; Charophyceae; Charales; Characeae
Source: the annotation of a GenBank genome assembly
CUACGACGAUCAGCCGACCGAUCAAUCGAUCUGUCAAUCUGUCGGGUCACUCGAUCAAUCAAUCAAUCAAUCAAUUAAUCAAUCUAUCAAUCAAUCAAUCAAUCAAUCAAUGGAGAGGAGCCGGACAUGUCGGCCUCUGGGCAGAGGUUGAUUGAAUGAAUGGGCAAUGGCGGCUGAGGGAGAAUUCACACAAGCGGAUGGAAUUGCCCGGAUUCACGGUUCACUCCAGAACGGCCCAGUGUGAGCAUGUUCCACCCAGUUACGGAAAUCUUUAGGCACGAGGCCUUUUAAUGGGGAAGGCUGAGCGAGCGCUUGCUGACGUGGACAUGUGACAGGGGAAAGAGGGAGAGAGGGAGAGAGGGAGGAGAGAAGGGAGAGAGGGAGGAGAGAGAGAAGGGAAGGGGGCCAGUCAUCGCCAUAGCCAGAACGGAGAAGAAGAUGGCUGCAGUUUGUAGACGAAGAGCUACGCAGUUUCUGAGCACGCCAUGGCGGCGUGGCUUUGAUCCUAACGUCGUCUCCAUGUCUGCUGCCCCGUCCUCCAUAGCCAGAGCUGAUCAGCCCCGCCAUCGCCAUCAGCAAGGAUGGAUGUCAUCUCUUUCAGGAGCGGAGAAGAGUCCUUCUCUCCUCUACCCUCCGGCUUCUUCUUGCAACUUCAGCCAUAGCCAGAGCUCAAUUCACCCCGCCAUCGCCGACAAUGACGAACAAACCAGAAGAAGAAGGAGAUGGCUCUCCACGCACUUGGCGGUCACUUCUUCUUCUUCCUCCUUCUCCUCUUCUUCUUCCUCCUUCGACUCGUCUUCUUCCUCCUCAUGUCCUCCUCCUUCUGCAGCUCUUCUCCUUCCCUCCUUGCCCACGCAGCGUCGGGGCUGCCUGUCCCUCUUCUUGCCUUCGCCCUCCAGCGGGUGCGAUGGACAAGGACGGCCACGUGGCCGUCAACCAAGCCAUGGCGAUGGCGGAAAUCGACUCAUGGUUGGGCCACGUGUCCUCUUCUCCUGUAUUUCGUUCUCCGCCCGUGGUGAGAGGUACCUCCCCUCUGGCGGGAAUCUGACAAGAUCCGUCAAUGAUCUCUCUCAUCCAUCAUCGUCCUCGUCGUCUCCGUCAUCGUUAAGCAGAGGCGUUUCCUCUCAAGCGAGCAUGGCAUCGUUAAGCAGAGGCGUUUCCUCUCAAGCGAGGAUGGAAUCGGUAAGCAGAGGCGUUUCCUCUCAAGCGAGGAUGUCAUCGUUAAGCAGAGGCGUAUCUCAUGGAACUGUGCAAAGCGUUGUUGAUGGUGAUAUAGGGAUCUGCUCCUCCUCAUCCUCCUCCUCGUCCACCUCCGCAGCCUCCUAUCCUUCUCCCUCUUCAUCGUUUUGGUUAUCAUCGUCGUUGUCCUCCUCCUUCUCCUCCUGCUCCUCCUCCUCCUCCUCCUCCUCCUCCCCCUCCUCGACCGCCGCCGCUGCCGCCGCCACGGUCAGCUUUGAACCUCCAAUCUCCGAAGAGGACAGCACCGCCGCCUCUUCCUCCUUCUCCCAGGCAUCGGUCGUUGAUGUCAACAAUAAAGAGAUUCGAGAAGAAGACAAGGACUCGAGUCCGCACCCGGACGAACAGCGGAUGUCGGUAUCGGCCGCAGCCGAUCGGGAUCUGGACGAUGCCAAUCUCGAUAAUGGCAGUGAGGAGACGACGAAUCUAAUCAAUCAACGACCGGAAACUGAUGAGGCUGCAGAGAUUGGCUACUCGCUGAUUGGCAAGAUCGAUGUCAAGGAUGAGCCAUACUCGGAGAAACCUCAAGCCCUCUUCGCUGUAGUGCAGGGUCGGGAUGGGGAGGGGGAAGUCGGGAUGCGGGGGGGAGUCUGGAUUCGGGAUGGGGAGGAGGGGUCGGAGAGUGGGAAUGGGGAGGGGGAAGUCGGGAUGCGGGAUGCGGGAUGGGCGCGACCCGAAGACCGACGAUGUCGGGAUAGCGGAAGGGGAAGUCGGGAUCGAGAAGUUGUCGGGAUGGGGGCGACAAGGGCGAAGGGGGCAACGGAGUCGGGAUGGGGAGGGACAGGUCCGAAGGUCGGGAUAGCGAGGGGAGGAGGUCGAGAUGGGGAGAGAGGAUCGGAGGGUCGGGAUGGGGAGGGGGAAGUGGGGAUGCGGGAUGGGCGCAACCCGAAGACCAACGGCGUCGGGAUAGCGGAAAGGGAAGUCGGGAUCGAGAAGUUGUCGGGAUGGCGGCGACAAGGGCAAAGGGGCCAACGGAAUCGGGAUGGGGAGGGACAGGUUGCUCUGGAAAAAGUCCUCCUUCUUGGGUCUGUGUCGAGAACGAUCAUUGGUCGGCCCACCAUAGCUGGUGCGCUUGUCAGAGCAGCUGUCGAGGAACAGGCACUUGAUGCGAAAGUCAUAAUCUUUAAGAAGAAGAGGAGAAAGAACUAUCGUAGAACGCGUGGUCAUCGUCAAUGUCCAGCUUUCGCACGUCGAGGUGCUGCCACCACCGGGCGCAUUGACAAAUCUGUGGAUUCUGCGCCCAUCAACAAAUCUGCAGGCACGGCAGCUGGCCUCGGAAAAGGAGAGGUGGUUUAGAGCAAUCACAACACAAAUUACACAAUAGCCCUCUGACUGGGGGUGGGCAAAUUAGCCCACACCCG